CUUCUUACUUACACACAAAUUUAACCAAAAUUAUUUGCUGUGCAACAACGUACGGAUUUAUGAAUCAGUUCUAACCCAAGCGAUAUUACUUCAAUUAGCUAAGUAUUUACGUAUGAUGUAUGCAUUCCAAAUAUUUACUUGACAUAACAGAAAUUUUUCAAAAUGGUGCGUGUUUUAUUUCUUCAUCCUGAUUUGGGCAUAGGUGGUGCUGAACGCCUUGUAGUGGAUGCUGCUUUAGCACUCAAGCAGCGUGGACAUGAAGUCAGUUUUCUAACCAAUCAUCAUGAUCCACAACAUUGCUUUCAAGAGACCGCUGAUGGUAGUUUCCCUGUGAAAGUAGUGGGGGAUUGGCUGCCUCGACGGAUUUUUGGACGCUUCUAUGCAUUUUGUGCGUAUUUUCGAAUGUUGUAUGCUGCAUUCUAUGCUUCAUUUUGUCUUUCGCGCCGGGAAAAAAUUGAUGUAGUCUUUUGCGAUCUUAUAUCUAUUGGUAUACCCAUUUUACGUUUGGCAAAGCAUAGACCUAAGAUUUUGUUUUACUGUCAUUUUCCUGAUCAACUGCUUUCAAGACGUGAAGGUUAUUUGAAGAGUGUUUAUCGCGCACCGCUUAAUUAUCUUGAGGAGUACACAAUUGGCAUGGCUGAUACUACUUUGGUGAAUUCAAAAUUCACAUUGCGUGUAUUUCAGGAUACAUUUCAACGGUUGGAAAUAGUGCCUGAGGUAUUGUAUCCCUCACUAAACACAAAAUACUUUGACAAAAUGCAAAAUAAAUUGGAGACGCAAAGUUUAACAAUUUCGUUGCCUAGCAAUAUUCCAAAAAAUGCAUUUAUGUUCUUGGACAUUAAUCGUUACGAACGUAAAAAAAACCAUGCACUCGCAAUAAAUGCUUUUAAGCUUCUAGCAGAUGCGUUGCCAGCGUCAGACUUCAAACGUUGCUUCUUAGUAGUGGCUGGAGGCUACGACAACAGAGUUGUUGAGAAUGUUGAAUAUUAUGACGAGUUGAGUCAUCUAAUUCAAAAGUUAGAUUUGCAAAAUAAUUCCAUGCUCCUACGUUCACCCAGCGAUGAUGAAAAGUUCUUAUUACUAGAGGCAGCGAAGUGUCUUAUUUACACACCUGAGAACGAGCAUUUCGGCAUUGUGCCCCUGGAGGGUAUGUAUAUGUCUAAACCUGUAAUUGCUGCGAACAGUGGUGGACCAACAGAAACUGUUGUGAAUAAAACAACCGGAUUUCUUUGUGAACAAAAUGCAACCGCAUUCUUCAAAGCAAUGUUAAAUAUGUUUACGGAUGAGAGCUUACGACAGCGUAUGGGUUCUUUAGGACAUACACGCGUACAACAAAAAUUCUCAUUUGAGGCGUUCACUGAUAAACUGGAUAAUAUCAUCAAAGAGACCUUGGCAAGGUCUCACAGCCCCACAAGAAGAAAGUUUAAUUAAUGCUUAGAGGAAAUUACUUAAGAUGCUUGCUAGUGAAGAUCAAUUCUACGCUUAAAAUCAUUGACAUGACAUGCAUUUCUCAGCUCCGUUGACUUUACUGAUAUAUGCUUUAUUAUU
Messenger RNA from Teleopsis dalmanni, 1548 nucleotides. RefSeq names its product alpha-1,3/1,6-mannosyltransferase ALG2 (gene Alg2). Gene Ontology annotation, molecular function: GDP-Man:Man(1)GlcNAc(2)-PP-Dol alpha-1,3-mannosyltransferase activity; alpha-1,3-mannosyltransferase activity. The record is from RefSeq and is a predicted model, not a curated record. Lineage: Eukaryota; Metazoa; Arthropoda; Insecta; Diptera; Diopsidae. The transcript has 2 exons. Bases 163 to 1431 code for a protein of 422 amino acids.